Messenger RNA from Procambarus clarkii (red swamp crayfish), 4322 nucleotides. Its product is annotated as Friend leukemia integration 1 transcription factor. The record is from RefSeq and is a predicted model, not a curated record. Lineage: Eukaryota; Metazoa; Arthropoda; Malacostraca; Decapoda; Cambaridae. Gene Ontology annotation, biological process: regulation of transcription by RNA polymerase II; cell differentiation. Gene Ontology annotation, cellular component: nucleus. Gene Ontology annotation, molecular function: DNA-binding transcription factor activity, RNA polymerase II-specific; sequence-specific DNA binding.
GGCGACCUCAGUCCAGUGAGGAUGUCGCUUAGCAAAUACUAUUCUCGUAUUAGACACAGGAAGAAUGACAAAGUUUUGGACGGUCAUGGAGCAUUUUGAGUGGUUUUCUAUGAUACACAGAAAAUGUUGCCGUCAGUUGCCAUGUCUGCCGAGAGCCUUACGCGCUACGGGGAAAUCUACUCCACAAAACUGACUGGAAAUAGCUCCUGUCUGCGCUGGUGCCGGCGAUGAGUGGUCAUGGGGCCAGCCCCGUGAUCGACGGUCAUGAUUGGCAGAUUAUCGCGCGGCUUGAUGGCCCAUUACCAGCGCCGUGUGGGGUUGUACAGUGAAAGAGAAAGUGGUGAUGGGAGCCAGCUAUACAGGUGGCUGGAGUGGAGUUCGUGCAUCAUCGCUCGUACGCCACCACCACCACCACCACCCACCUACCACCACCACCACCGACCAGCACCACCUACCACCACCACCUACAAACGUUAACUCCCAUAGCCAGUGAGAAGACUGUCACCUCUGUGAGAGAUUGAAUGUUAUGAGUUCCACGAACCAGGGAAAAUGGCCAGUGAGGAAACACAAGCUCCUAUCUGCCGUCUCCCAAGACCAAUUGUCCUCUGUGUUACCACGUCAACCAGAUCUCCCGUCUGGGUCUUCUCAUCAACCCAGUGUCCUCACUGGGUCGCCUCAUCAACCCAGUGUCCCCUCUGGAUCGCCUCAUCAACCCAGUGUCCCAUGUUCGUCAGCGCACCAAGACAAUGUCUCCUCGACUUCACUAUACCAAUCACAGGCCUACCUGUCUCCGCACCAAAACCGACCAUUGUCCGCAGCGUUGCAGCAAGUUCAAGUGACCCGUCUUUCACCACACCACCUACGACGGUACCAACUCUGGAUGUCCUCAUUGCCACCAGAACAUGAUAGAGACUCCUUCGUGUCGCAUCAAGAUGAGACGUUCUGCAGGUCACAGUGUGAAGAUCAUAUGUUCUCUCUAUCCCAGCAACAAGAAUAUGUGUUGACAAAAUCACCUCAGCAAGCUCGGUUAUGUACUGGAUCACCACACCAAGACCAGAUGUUGACAAGGUCACCACAACAAGACCGGUUGUCAACUAGAUCAUCGCAUCAAGGUACAAUGCGGUCUUUGUCACCAAACCCCAGAAGAAUGUCUUCCAGAUCACCUCAUCAAGACCAGAUAUCUUCCAGGUCACCAUAUGAGGACCAUAUGUCCUCUCCGUCACCAUAUCAGGACCAUCUAUCCACUGGAUCACCAAGCAUGUCUUCACCAAGGUCCUACGAAAACCUUUCACCAAGAUCCUGUGAGAAUCUCUCACCUGCUUCCUAUGAAACUCCCUCACCAAUGUCAUACGUGACCCUCUCGCCCAUGGCUUAUCAGCCCCACACUGCCCCAGCUCAGCAACCACCCUCCAGAAACCAGCCAUGCCAAAUCCGCUUCGUCCCGAGUUCGUGGUUUGACACACAGGAGCACCUCAGUCAGUAUCACACCUACAAACAUCCUGAUGAGCACUGGCAUAGGAUGCCCCAUCACUCCCACCAGGACCUGUAUGGUCAUGAGCCUAAGGACCCUCGCUGCCCUGCACCCAAGGACCCCUACAGCCGCUCCCAUCAAGGCUACUACGGUUACAUCCACUCUAGAGAAGACAGACCUCUGGUGAUCGACUUGGAGGAGGAAGAAGCACUGGACCUGCGACUGACCGCAAAGACUGAUGCACAAGAGGCUAUGGAUCAGGAUAGCCAAGGUACCCAUGACUCGCUCAAGAAAAUCUCAACAAAAAGAAAACGAGAUCGAGGACCCAAGUCGUGGGAGUUUCUGAUGCGACUUUUGGCGGAUGAGGCGACCAACCCGUCAGUUAUUCGGUGGGAGGACGAGGCGGCGGCCACCUUCAGGCUGGUGCAGCCCCAAGAGAUCGCCCGCAUGUGGGGGACCCGCUCCUGCAAGCCUAACCUCACUUACAAUAACUUCGCUCGGGCCCUCAGGUACCAUUACUCGACCAAGUACUUGACGAAGGUGUCGGAGCGUCAGCUUGUGUACGGUUGUGGCCACGAAGCUCUGAAAUUUCUUGCCAAGUUGAAGAACCAGUCAUGCUAAAGGUGGUGGUGCAGUAGUAGUGGUGGCAGUCGUGGGGGGUACUGAAGUGCCAUAUUGGAUUCGUGUGCGGCAUUAUGGGUGUUGAUCAUCCUGGACAUGCUGCAUGCUGAGAUCAGAUCCCCUAGCGGUUUCAGGGAGGACUUUAGCAAUGAUAAAAAAAGUGACAGAAAUAACAGCAAAAUGCAUAGGCAUGUUGAUAGGCUAUUGGUUAUGUUGAUGAAAGAGGAUGUUCAGGAAGCUCUUUCUUUUGCUAUCACUGAGAAGCAGUCUAAGUUGAGUAGGCUAAGGGACUCUAUGGUUCCUAGAAGCACUGAAUAAAUGUAGACUGCAGCAAUGCAAGAUUUUCUACCUGAGAAUGAUCAACGUCUUGCUGAGUAUGUCCAUAUGUCUCAUUACGUGAUCUAUUCCCAGAGCAGCAAUUUUUUCCCAUCAUAAUCCUGGAAUCAUAAACCUAUGCACACAAGGAACAAAUUUAUAAAAAAAAUAUUUUUUAUUAUGGCGAGAAGGACUGGUUGAAACUAUUUAGGCUCUAUGGCAGAGUAGUCUACAUCCUCGGCACACAACCGAGGAAUCCCCGGGCAGGAAAGAAGGGCAUGUUUCCUCUUUACCAAAUGCCUCUGUUCACCUAGCAGUAAAAUAGGUACCCGGGAAUUAGGCAACUGUCGUGGGGUUGCAUCCUGGGGAGGGUCAUCAGUAGCUGGCCUAUGAGAGGGUGGGAGGCGGCUCAAUUAGCCUAAGUACUGGCUUCCUGUCCCAGUAAGCAGGAAUUAUUGUUUCUUAAAAGCAGAUACUUGAUUGUUCCUCUUCGAUCCAUCUUUAGGCGGGAUUGUUGAAGUAACCGGAGUGUCGAAGGGGAAUGAGCAAAGCGCCACUAUUGCACACAGUUCCUCUUCUCAUUACCGGUUGUUGUACAAUGUAAAUUCUAUGUAUAUACUUGAUGACUGAGAUCUCGGUGGUGAUAGUGUGCAUUAGUGUUCAUCUCUGACUACAACAAGUCUGCCAAAGAACAUGUUCUUGCUGUGAAUAUCAAGGACAGGGACCACCUCAUGACAUUGUAGUAAUUAGCAUUUAUAAAAUGUAAUAUAUUGAAGUAAAGGCUUUUGUAACAAAACCUAUGUUGUGAAUAUUCCUACGUAAUGUGUACAAAUAUUCUUAAGAGUAUGUGAAAAUGGUUUAAAAUUAAAGUGUAACACAAGUAGCAUGGGUUUAUAUACUGUUUGAGGUGUACUGUGCUUCUCAGUGUAUAUUUGUUGUAACUAAUAGCCAGAACUCACUAUUUGGCCUAGUAUGCAAGACCUGAUUUGCCUAAUAGGCAGAGUGAAUGUUAUUUUAAAAUAUUUAUUUUCCAAUUGGUUUAUUUAUUAGGAACAUGAAUUAUUGACAUAAGUUUGAUAAAAUUGCUGUUAGUUUAACACAAAUUAAAAAGAAAACAUAUAUAAUGAAAAGCUUUUUUCCCUCCAUAAGAAAACAAAAUUAGAAAAAUACACAAUUUCAGGAAAACUCGGCUUGUUAGGCAGCUUGGCAUAUUAGUACAACAUAUUCCUUGAGAGUAUACGUUCGUCCUGUGACUAUUAUGUUAUUAUGUUGUAACAAGAGGACGAUAUUAUGUUGUUGUUGAAGCAUCAUCAUGCCAUUAUUUAAGUUGUAAUUACAUGACGUCACCAUAUGUUCUUGCUGCGUAGGAAUAACAUACUGUUAUAUUGCAAUGAUAUCAUAACAUGAGGAGAUUAUGUUGUUGUAAUAUGACAUUAUUAUUAUAUAAUACGGCAUUAUUAUGUAAUAUGAAAUUAUUUGUUACUGCAAUAUUGUAACGUGACAUUAUAUUUUGCAAUGCUAUAAUAUCGUGACAUUAUUGCUGUUGAAAUUUGUAACAUAACAUUAUUUUUAUGUUGUUACAAUAUUGUAAUAUCAUGUCAUUAUCAUGUUGUUGAAAUGUUGUAAUAUCAUGAUAUUCUGUUGUUCCAGUGUUGUAAUUACAUGACAUUAUGUUGUUGCAACGUUGUAACAACAUAAUAUUAUUAUGGCGGUGCAAUGUUGUAAAAACGUGACAUUAUUAUCUUUGUUGACACUUUUGUUGCAACGAAGAACAAUGUCGCUGUGCAUUACACUGUGUAUAUUGCCACAAGUUGUCACCCACAGUCAAAAAUGUCACCCACAAUUUAAGAUACAAUGCGUUAGGUAAGAAAAACUAGUCUUUACGUUGAAAAAUAAAUAAUUUUGUUGUUUUGUA